Messenger RNA from Dioscorea cayenensis subsp. rotundata (Guinea yam), 1899 nucleotides. Its product is annotated as lysine histidine transporter 1-like. Gene Ontology annotation, cellular component: plasma membrane. The record is from RefSeq and is a predicted model, not a curated record. Bases 253 to 1605 code for a protein of 450 amino acids. The transcript is spliced from 8 exons. NCBI's taxonomy places the organism in Eukaryota, Viridiplantae, Streptophyta, Magnoliopsida, Dioscoreales, Dioscoreaceae.
UCCAACUCUUCUCUCUUAUCCUCUCCUCUUCUCUUCUCUUUUCUCCUCUCUUAAAUAAUCCUUAUUCCAACUCCUCUAUCCCUAUUUCAUAUACUCAAUUAAACCUUAUUUUAAUUUCUUAUUUAUCUAUAUAUAUAUAUAUAUAUUAUUCCAAAUUGAGAGAGAGAGAGAGAGAGAGUAGUUGUUGAAGAAGGAGAAGAAGGAAACAACAGUCUUCUUGUUUGUUGAAAUUUUGUGGAAGAAUAAGUAGUCAUGGGAACAGAAGUGCCACCUCAUGGAACCUACAAGAAUAAUACUUACCAGAGAGAAAACCAACAAAGGAAGGAGAAAUCUGUAGAUGAAUGGCUACCAAUAACAUCAUCAAGAAAUGCAAAAUGGUGGUACUCCGCCUUCCACAACGUCACGGCCAUGGUCGGCGCCGGCGUGCUCAGCCUACCUUAUGCAAUGUCUGAACUUGGAUGGGGUCCUGGCAUAACAGUAUUGAUCCUGUCAUGGAUCAUCACACUAUACACACUAUGGCAAAUGGUCGAGAUGCACGAAAUGGUACCCGGAAAACGAUUCGAUCGAUAUCAUGAACUUGGACAACAUGCAUUCGGCGAAAAACUCGGCCUCUGGAUCGUUGUCCCACAACAAUUAAUCGUCGAGGUUGGAGUGAACAUUGUCUAUAUGGUUACCGGCGGAAAAUCUUUAAAGAAGUUUCAUGAUGUUGUUUGCCCGGACUGCAAGAACAUCAAGCUCACAUACUUCAUCAUGAUCUUCGCCUCGGUGCAUUUCGUGCUCUCGCAGCUCCCUAAUUUUAACUCCAUCUCCGGAGUUUCCUUAGCUGCUGCAGUCAUGUCUCUUAGUUACUCGACGAUAGCAUGGGGAGCAUCUGUGGACAAAGGGAAGCAAUCAGGAGUGGAAUAUGGAUACAAGUCCUCGAGCACGGCCGGCACAGUGUUAGACUUCUUCAGUGCACUAGGAGAUGUUGCCUUUGCUUAUGCCGGUCACAAUGUGGUCCUAGAGAUCCAAGCAACGAUACCGUCAUCACCUGAAAAACCUUCAAAAAAACCGAUGUGGAAGGGUGUUAUUGUUGCCUAUAUAGUCGUCGCCCUAUGCUACUUCCCUGUCGCGUUGAUCGGGUACUGGGCUUUCGGUAAUUCGGUCUCGGACAACAUCCUGAUCACCCUGGAGAAACCCAGGUGGUUGAUUGCCAUGGCCAAUAUGAUGGUUGUGAUUCAUGUAAUUGGGAGUUACCAGAUAUACGCAAUGCCGGUUUUCGACAUGAUCGAAACCGUUCUUGUCAAGAAACUUCAUUUCCCACCAGGUGUUACUCUUCGACUAAUUGCUCGCAGCCUAUAUGUUGCGUUCACAAUGUUCGUCGGUAUAACAUUCCCGUUCUUCGGCGGACUACUUGGAUUCUUCGGUGGAUUUGCAUUUGCUCCUACAACAUACUUUCUCCCAUGCAUCAUGUGGCUUGUUAUUUACAAACCUCGGAGAGGUAGUUUAUCUUGGAUCACAAACUGGAUUUGCAUCAUUCUGGGAAUCUGUUUGAUGUUUCUAUCAUCUAUUGGAGGACUUCGGCAGAUCAUUAAAAAUGCAAAGAGUUAUCAGUUCUACUCAUAAGUAUGUUAACCGAAUCAAACAUACACCUGAAUCAGUUGAUGAACAUUGGAUUGGUGGCACAUUCUGAAACUAUGGCUGGUUACUGGAAGAGAGUAUUAUGUGAUAUGCUAAUGAUGAUGUCCAAUGGCCUAGCAUCAAGAGCAUGCAGAAUUUCUGAGGUUAUUUCUACCAAUAGAAGCUAUUAUUAUUUAUGGUUUGCAUAUGAAAUAAAGAUGGAGUUGUCAUGUAAAAUUUUAUGCUAUUUGUUUGUGUUACAAGUUUCAUAUUCAUUAAUAAGCAAUACAAUUGAAGACA